AAAUUUAAUUUAAUCGCCCUUGUACAAAUUACAAAGUAAGAAUUUUACGAGUAUAUUGUACUGUACGAGUACUAUUUUAACAGCAAUCGCUUCAGUGAAGCGGCUCCACUAAUAAACUGUACUGCCGCACUUAGCGCUCGGUGCAAAUUUCCUGGACUUCCCUGCACGCGUACGGUCGCGUAUUUUUUGUUUUAUAAGCUGUGACCAUUGUUCUUGAUUUUCUUGUGUUCUGUUGAAAUGUCUCGGCUUUUAAGUAAGAGAUGGUUUAUACAUGCGUGCAUCUCCCACUGCAAUCCUCCUGCAUGCGGAAUCUCGACGAGCUGUUCCCUUUCAAAAAAAGUCGACCGCUCUCCCCCGGCCCCCUCCGCCGACCAGAUCGAGGAAGAAGAAUGGCGACGGCGUCGCCGCUACGUGCCCCCCGAUCCGGUACUAGACGAGGGCUCGUGGAAGCGCGCAUCCACCGUGAUGCGCUGGGAUAUGGCCAACAUGUACGAUCUGCUGCGCGGCAAGGCGCCCUACGGGCAUGAUGCGCGGGUGGAGGGCCAGAUCUUCCCGCAGUUCUGCGAUAUCUGUGUGAUUGGUGGGGGCAUUAUGGGCUCGCUGAUUGCCUAUUUUAUUAAGCAGCGCUGUGUGGGCGAAAAGAAUCUGCGGGUUGUCGUGGUGGAGAAGGAUCCCAGUUAUGCGCAGUCGGCCAGCACCAACUCCUUUGGAGCGGUCCGGGUGCAGUUCUCGCAGGAGCACAACAUCAAAGCGGCACUGUACGGGGCGGAAUUUCUCCGCAGGAUGAAAGAGCAUCUGGCUGUUUUUGAGAAGGAACCGGGAGAUUUGCAAUUCCAACCACAAGGAUAUCUGUUUCUGGGAUCCGAGGCGGAUGUGGCGCAGUUGAAAAUCAACCACGAAACGCAGAUAAAGUGUGGUGCUAAAGUAGCGCUGCUGCUCCCGCAUCAGCUCGCCGAGCGGUAUCCCUGGCUUAAUUUGGACGGCAUCGCGCUAGCAAGUUACGGAUUAGAGCACGAGGGAUGGCUGGAUACGUGGAAAUAUCUGUACGCUCUGAAAGAGAAGAACAUGUCCAUGGGUGUACAUUAUGUGGACGGAGAAGUAGUCGAGUUCCGCCGGGAUGAUUUCGCCGGCAGUCAGGUGGCGACAAUGGGCGGUGUUCCCUUCGAAAAGUGGAAGUGGGUUAGGGUUCGCACGAAAGAGCACGGAGAUCAGCACAUUCAGUUUUGUUUCGUUGUUAAUGCGGCCGGGGCGGACUCCGGCACGGUUGCGAAGCUAGCUGAUGUUGGCCAGAAGAGAGGAACCCGGAUUAUUCCGUUACCUGUGGAAAAGAGGAAACGAUAUAUGUAUGCCUUCCACUGUCCAGAGGGACCGAAACUGUCCAUGCCCAUGUUGGUGGAUCCCAAUGGAUUGAACAUACGGAGAGAUGGCAUUAAAGGCAUGUACAUUUGCGGUUGGACGCCCAAAACCAACGAAGAGGAACCUGAUCCCAAUGAUCUCACGGUGAAGAAUGAAUUUUUUUACGACGUAUUAUGGCCGAAAUUAUCCUUCCGGAUACCGGUGUUUUCGAAGCUGGAGUUACGAGGUGGAUGGUAUGUCCAUUAUGACUACAAUUACUUUGAUCAGUCCGGGAUUUUGGGACCACACGUCUAUCACGGAAACAUGCUGUUCGCAUGUGGAUUUUCCGGUUACGGCAUGGCUGUUGCGCCAGGCUACGCAAAAACAAUAAUGGAUUACAUUUAUGAAGCCCAGUACGAGGAACAAGAUGUGACUCCUUAUGAAUUUGAGCGUUUGUUACAUUUUGAACCACAGAAAGAAAUCGUCCUCGUGUGAGUACCGCUCUUUGGGAUUUUUAUUUUUAGUUUGUCGUUGUUGUACGUUUUUGGACUGUAAAAAGUUGUUGAAUUUAUAUGCUGAAAUUUUCGAAAUAAAGCGAAACGGUGA
Molecule: messenger RNA, 1941 nt
Organism: Paramacrobiotus metropolitanus
Lineage: Eukaryota; Metazoa; Tardigrada; Eutardigrada; Parachela; Macrobiotidae
Product: FAD-dependent oxidoreductase domain-containing protein 1-like
Exons: 6
Coding region: 238-1830 (530 amino acids)
Cellular component (GO): cytoplasm
Molecular function (GO): oxidoreductase activity
Source: RefSeq, a predicted model, not a curated record